AUGAACUUCCUUGCUAGUGCAAUAGGUUCUUUAACGGGAUCAUCGAUACCUUACAACAUUGGAGAGGAGCAGAAGCUCAGUUCAGAGUUCCCGCAGAGCAUUUGGAAGGUGUUUGAUGGAACAAAGAAGGACGAUGGAAGCUGCUGCACCAUAUUUCAGAGAAACAAAGAUGGCAGUGAACAAGAUGCGUUGGCGCUGAAUGCCCUUAGAAAGCUUAGAUCAAUGCGUCUGCCUGGUGUUUUGAAGGUGUUGGACACGUUUGAGAUGGAUUCUGUGCUUUACAUCGUAACCGAACGUGUUGUACCAUUGUGCGAUGUUUUGAGAGCCGUGGAAACUGCUGAUGAGAUGCUCAUACUGGUUACUUAUUAUGUUGCAAAGGCUGUUAAGUUUAUCAAUGUGGAAGGUGGGUCUGUAUUGGGACAGCUAUCACCAGCAACAGUGUACGUCACCAAAUCAGGUGAAAUAAGAGUUGGUGGGUUCGAAGUAUGUACUAAUUUGAGCAGCGAUGCACAACAACCACUGUACAAGUCUUCAUAUGCUUUACCUGGGUUUAACGAUUACCUUCCACCAGAGGUGAAUGAAAAGGGAAUCGAUUCAUUAAGAGGCAAAAUGGCGCUCAAGUUGGACUCUUGGAGACUGGCGACUUUUAUCUACACUUUGUUCCAUAAUGGUGAUUACCAUUUUGAUAUCAGUGAACUGGCCACUAUGAAGUUGAUUCCUAAAGGUCUUGCUGGUCAAAACUUCUCCAAAUUGAUCUCUCCGUCUCCAACGACAAGAGGUACAGUUGAACAGUACUUAUCCAGAGUUUCUACAUUCGAUCACUCAGUGUUGAUAAACGUUUAUGAGCACUUGGAUGAGUUCACUCUCAAAUCAGAAGAUGAAAAGAUCAGACUCUUUGAUUCUUUAGAUAGUGUCAAAGCUGAUGCCCUUCCAGGGUUUUUGGAAUACAGGGUUAUACCUGAAUUGGCGCAGUUCUUCACACAAGCUCCAACACAAGCUGCGUUAUCGUUGAAAUAUAUCUUAUCAUAUUCAGAAACUUUACCAAAGAUUCCAUUUGACUCAUUGGUGAAGCCCAUCAUCUUGAAAGCGUUCACCAUUCCAGAUAGACAAAUCCGUAUGCUAUUAUUGGGGUUCCUACCAAAGUAUGUCGAAAAUCUGACCAAAAAUGAUAUUUCAGAUCAAAUGUUCAAUUCAUUCGUUACUGGAUUUUCAGACUCCAAUGAAGUGAUCAGGGAGGAGACGAUAAAGGCUGUUAUCUACAUUGCACCAAAAUUAAGCGAUCGCCAGUUGAACAACGAACUGUUGAGAUAUUUGGCUAAGACUCAAAGCGAUCAAAAACCUGAUAUUAGGACCACCACAACGAUUCUUUUGGGUAAAAUUGCGGAACAUUUAAACAAGAGCUCAAGAUCCACUGUUCUAGCGACUGCAUUUGGUAAGUCUUUAAAAGAUCCACAUUUGCAAUCCCGUCUUGCUGGUUUACUUGCUCUGUGUACAUGUUUAGACUAUUUUACACCAGAUGUUAUUGCCAAUAAAAUCCUGACGGUUAUUGCUCCUAGUUUGUUGGACAGGAGUUCAAGGGUUCGUGACGAGGCACAGAAGGCUUUUGACAUGUUCUUCAACAAGAUUAAAGAGGAGGCCUCUAAAUUGCCAGUGGAUGCAGAUGAAGCAGAUGAUACAGUUGAACAAGUU
Williopsis jadinii is the source of this 1689-nucleotide messenger RNA. It is a transcript of the gene CEX1, whose product is annotated as COPI-interacting protein CEX1. The annotation marks the transcript as partial. Gene Ontology annotation, cellular component: cytoplasm. The record is from RefSeq and is a predicted model, not a curated record. The transcript has 2 exons. Lineage: Eukaryota; Fungi; Ascomycota; Saccharomycetes; Phaffomycetales; Wickerhamomycetaceae. Gene Ontology annotation, biological process: tRNA export from nucleus; protein phosphorylation. Gene Ontology annotation, molecular function: protein kinase activity; ATP binding.